GACCACCUCACCACCAUCACCACCACAACCAGCAUCAGCGACAGCAACAACAUUAACCUGUACAGGCCAAAUCGUUUACGGUUACACGACGUCCCGUCAGUGUGGGCCGUCACGCUCAGACCUUGCCGGCCUGCACGAGCCCCAGUCAGACGGGCUGCCUUCGAGAUGCUGACUAAACUGCGCUAUCACCUUGGCGACCGGAAUUCGUUGCACUCGUCCAUGAAUGGAGCAGACGUCGGGCAGUGGGGCCGCGUGGACAGCUGCCCGGGGCCGUCAAGUCCUGGCCUGGCCGACUCGCCGCUCGCCUCGUCGCGUCUCAGCGAGGCCUGGCCUUAUGCAAGGUCCGGUGAGCCACAGGGUCUAUCGAUCGGUCGGACCGAGGCGAAAGCCAAGCCGUGGCUGUUCGAUGCGGCGCACCAGCGGCGGCGAGCGGAGCUCACCGGCUCCGGCGGCAGCCUGAAGGCGACAGAGGCCGGACUGCCGGCGGACAUGUCCGUCAGCACCACCAUGCACCGCAUCUCCACGACCUCGAGAAGGGCGCGCUCCGCCCUCGAGGCCAGAUCCCUCCGACACACACACACACUGGCCGACCUGUCCGGCUUGAUGCUGGACGGCAUCGCGAAUCGUCGGACGAGCAGAGCUCGCCAGACCGACAAGGCGCAUCUGAUCAGACCGGAUUGUGAUGAGCUGAAGCGCCUGGGGCCUGCCGACCUCGUCUACAAUCGCAUCUCCGAAUUGGCCAGCAGCGCCAGAAUCGCCUGCGUCUCGGAAAACUCCUACAGACAAUUUGACCAAAGCGCUUCGAAGAGAUCCUUGACUUCGACACCCAAGUUGGUAGAAAGACCUCAUUACUUGUUUAGCCAUUUGCAGCAGGCCAUUGCACUGCAGAAACCUGCAUUCACCGAUAAAGUAUCAAUUACAAAAUGA
Protopolystoma xenopodis is the source of this 927-nucleotide messenger RNA. Lineage: Eukaryota; Metazoa; Platyhelminthes; Monogenea; Polystomatidea; Polystomatidae. The record is from the annotation of a GenBank genome assembly.